This is a messenger RNA of Rotaria sp. Silwood1, 1056 nucleotides long. The record is from the annotation of a GenBank genome assembly. Lineage: Eukaryota; Metazoa; Rotifera; Eurotatoria; Philodinida; Philodinidae.
AUGUUAAAACGUAAAAUUGAAGGUCGGUUUUGCGAAAAAAAAGUAAGCGCCGGUCGAUCAGUUGAACAAUUUAUAGCCGAAUUGGAUAUUAUAUUAGAAAAUCUAGAUGAUACAUCUAUUAGUAAAACAAAUGGAAAACAUAAACAACUACGUGAAAUAAUUUCAUGUGAUAAUUUAUUAGAAACAAUUCAAUUGAAUCAAUACCAAAUUACUAAAUGUCCUGUUAUAACUGAAAAAAAGAAGAAUUAUGAUAGACUUGUCAAACGACUGAAACAUAAGCUUCAUUAUCACAAAAAAUCCGAUGAAUAUAUGGAAAAAACUGAAGCAUAUGAAUGUUUGCACCAAAAUACUCCAUUACCAAAUUUAAUUGAACGUACCAAUAAAUAUUUAUUAAAUUUAAGAUUAAUUAAAUGGAUUACACAGAAACAAUAUGAACAACUUAGCAUUAAACCAAACGAAGUGGAAUUAGCUCAUCUUUAUUAUUUACCAAAAGCUCAUAAACCUGGCGCUCCACUCCGUCCAAUUAUUUCUGGUCUCAAUCAUCCAACUAUAAAAAUAUCAAAGUUUCUCGAUGAAUUAAUUCGACCACUAUUUAAUAAAAUAACAUCCAAUACAACUGCUACUUCUGGAACUGAACUUAUUAAACAGUUACAUCAAUGGUCAACAUGUAAUCGACGUCAAGAAACUUUAUUAUGUACAAUGGAUGUUUUAAAUUUUUAUACGAUGAUACCACAAACAGACGGGAUUUUUUCAAUUAAAAAAAUGUUAGAUCCCUUACACAUAAAACAAAUUAAUGGUCUAAAAAUUGAAACUAUUAUUCGUUCAUGUCGAUUCGUGGUACAUAAUAAUUAUUUUUCUUACAAUGGUAAAUAUUAUCAUCAAGUACGUGGUGGUGCUAUGGGUUCUCCGUUAACAUUGACAAUUGCUAAUUGUUAUAUGUUCUUUUUUGAACAAGAUAUCGUGAAGCAAAUCAAUAAUAGUGGUGGACUCUAUGUGCUAGAUAUUGAUGAUAUAUUUAUUACCAUCAACUGGCCUACUCAACAUCUAUUUAAAUAA